GGCGCUAUUGUGCGCCGGGUCUGAUACUCGGUACCCUCCAUGGCCGCAAAAGAACACCACCAUUCAAAGAAAACAACAUAUUCUCUCUCCUCCUUUUGCUGCCUCUUUCUCUCUAUCCUCUGUUUCGCAUCUCUCUUCCUCGCUUUCUCUCUAUUCAAAACCUCUCUCUCUCCUCCUCGACCCGACCAGCACCGGAACUUCGAAUCCGAACGCAGCGAAACCGCCGAGAUAAAGAAUGGCGUCUCAAACUCGCCGUGCGAUUACUCCGAUGGAAAGUGGAUCUACGAUCCGACGGUUAGAUCUCCACGGUACGACAAGGCGUGUAAGGAGAUAUACAGAGGCUGGAAUUGCAUUGGCAGUAACAAAUCUAAUGGAAUUGAUAUUGUCAAGUGGCGUUGGAAGCCCAACCAUUGUGAUCUUCCACAGUUCGAUCCUCUUCGGUUCCUUGAAGAUUACAGAGACACCAAUAUUGGGUUCGUGGGUGACUCCUUGAAUAGGAACAUGUUUGUCGCACUUUUCUGCACUUUGAAACGAGUAUCGAGUGAGGUGAGAAAGUGGCGUCCUGCUGGGGCCGACCGUGGGUUUACAUUUCUUCAGUACAACCUUACAAUUGCUUAUCAUCGCACAAACCUUUUGGCUCGUUAUGGUAGGUGGUCAGCCAAUGCCAACGGUGGUGUGCUAGAAUCUCUCAGAUAUAAGGAGGGUUAUAGAGUUGAUGUUGACAUACCCGAAGGAACUUGGGCAGAGGCUCCUAGUUUCCACGAUAUUCUCAUCUUUAACACUGGACACUGGUGGUGGGCCCCUUCAAAAUUUGACCCAGUAAAAUCACCUAUGCUUUUCUUUGAGAAGGGCCAGCCAGUGGUGCCUACAAUACCUCCUGAUGCUGGUCUUGAUAUGGUUUUAAAGCACAUGAUAUCGUUUGUGGAGGGAAGAACCCAACCGAAUACCAUUGCAUUUUUUCGUACACAAUCUCCAAGACAUUUUGAAGGUGGUGACUGGGACCAAGGUGGUUCUUGUCCACAUUUACAGCCUUUGUUACCACAAGAGGUUGAAGAACUUUUCUCUUUGAAAAAUAAUGGAACAAACGUGGAGGCGCGCCUUGUGAACCAGCACUUGUUCAAGGCCCUUAAAGGAUCAUCUCGCUUCCAUAUGUUGGACAUAACCCACAUGAGUGAAUUCAGAGCAGAUGCCCAUCCAUCCACAGCCGGUGGAAAGAAACACGAUGAUUGUAUGCAUUGGUGCCUUCCAGGAACUACCGAUACUUGGAAUGACUUGUUCAUAGCACAUCUAAACAACUUCAAGGUUCCGAACUGAGAGGUUAUUGUUACUAAUCUUUACUUGGGAAUUGCUCUCUUUUUAGGUUGUAUGUAAUUCAUGUUCCGUCGUCGUCAUGGUUUGUAGCUGUAUUAAGCAUACUCUUUUCUAUUAAUAUAGAUGUGGUGUUUUUCACCGUAGCGAUAAAUACACAUAUUUUUAUAGAAUUUUAGAUUGUAUGGCUUUUAAGCUAGAGGUGACUAGAAUCAGAUUGUACUUUGUUAGCCAUCACUGAAAUUCAAAUGGAC
Ilex paraguariensis (yerba mate) is the source of this 1562-nucleotide messenger RNA. Lineage: Eukaryota; Viridiplantae; Streptophyta; Magnoliopsida; Aquifoliales; Aquifoliaceae. The record is from the annotation of a GenBank genome assembly.